This is a messenger RNA of Purpureocillium lilacinum, 1761 nucleotides long. RefSeq lists its product as uncharacterized. NCBI's taxonomy places the organism in Eukaryota, Fungi, Ascomycota, Sordariomycetes, Hypocreales, Ophiocordycipitaceae. The record is from RefSeq and is a predicted model, not a curated record. Gene Ontology annotation, molecular function: DNA-binding transcription factor activity, RNA polymerase II-specific; zinc ion binding. Gene Ontology annotation, biological process: regulation of DNA-templated transcription; response to xenobiotic stimulus.
AUGUCGACGACAACUGCGAAACGCAAGCGCGUCAAAAGGGCAUGUGUCCCUUGCCACCAGCGCAAGCGGAAGUGCGACUCCGAGUAUCCUUGUGGCAUGUGCACCACCUACGAAUACGACUGCAGGUACGCCGACGAUGAGGACGGCACCGUCCCGGCCCCAGCCAAGCGCGUCGGCCUCGAACGCGGCCGCAAAAGGGUGAGCUCAGCAGCCGCUGCUACAUCAAGCAGUGCUUCCAGUGGGCUUUAUGAAGCGCGGAGCGGUCCCCGCGAAGCAGCCGACGGCUCGUCGACGCAGAGUCCGACCGUCGUGAGCGGCGCGUCCCCAGCCACCACCGCCCCCGUCGGCAUCUUCGACGAGCACAAGCCCGUAUACGCCGGGGCAUCGGCGGCGAUGGCGUUCCCUCACAUUCUGGGCGUGGCGCUCGGCUCCGACAGUACUCCCAAAAUGCAUUCGUUUGCCUACAACUUCGGCAUCCGGCCUGAAGAAGUUUCCAGUACUCACGACCCCUUGGGGAAGCUCAUCACGGAGGACGAUCUCGGCUUCCUCUCGCGUGUGUACUUUUCUGAAUUGGCUCCCGUCAUCGACCUAAUGGACUCGACGAUAUAUGCCCGGCGAUGUCGGGACUAUUACCAUAGCUCUGGCGGCGCUGCAGUUGCCUUUGGCGCCGUCGCCGCUGGGGUAGCCGCCCUCGGGUCGUUUCUCUCUCCCAACAGACACCCGCGAGAGUCUGAGCUGGUCCUGUACGCCAAAGCCAUCCUCGACGAUCCAGCCUCGAUGCGCAUGCUGUCCAUUGACCACAUCAUCGCCUGGGGCCUGAGGAUGAUGUAUUUGCGGGCCACGGCCCUGCCCAACAGCGCCUGGAUUGCUUCUUGCACCAUCAUGCACCUCUGCGAAGCUGUGGGGCUGCAUGAGGAAGAGAACAUCAAGAAGCUGGCAUCUGUCCCGGGCGCCGCGGCUGCGGGACAUGAUGCGGACCGACUGAGGCGAGUUUUCUGGGUCGCAUGGGCCGGGCACAACAUGCUGUCAUACGAGUACGAUCGCUCGGCCGUGCGAUUCCGAGCCGUGACUUGCCAGGCUAUCGCCCCCCUAGCAGGAUCCUUUGCCGACCAGUUCGUGCGAGUAGCCCAGAUCAUCCCGGCGCCCAACUCCCCAUUCAGCCUCGAAUGUCAGCCUCCAAGUCCGAGGGAGGAGUUGUUUGAGCGUCUCAAGUCAUUGGCUAAGCUCCAAUUCACCCAUCCAUUUCUGGUGGUGACCAAGGCUGACCUCGCGUUGUGUUUUUAUCGUCGCAUUUACCAGCUCAAGAUGGGCAUAUCGGAUGAGAUCAUUCAGCUCAUCAUUGACAGUGGCAACGCCGCGUUGGAAGCGGCCGAGCAGCUGGCUAUCCACGGCCGCCUGUUCUGGAACGUCAUCGGCAGCGUCUUCCACUAUGCCUGUGUUCUCUUAGCCAUCGAUACGCCGGCCGCCUCCGCUCACAUUGCCGCUGCCUUCAAGGCAUUAGAGAACCUCGUCGUGGCCGCCGACACGGGACCUAUGCGUGAGGCACUGGCAAUGGCACGGCGGCUACUCAGCCUCAAAAUGGAAAAGAAGCGAAAAGAACUUGCCCAGUUGGAAGCUGUCGAGGCGGGCUAUCAAUUCUUUCAAGAACCUUCGGAAUCUGAAGCCACCAUCGCUAUGCCGGAGUUGGGCUGGGGUUGGGAUUGGAACCAGUUUCUCGUCGAGCCAUAUCUAUCGAUGCUUAGCCCUGACGUCCAGUUGUAG